This is a messenger RNA of Exaiptasia diaphana, 523 nucleotides long. RefSeq names its product metalloendoproteinase 1. NCBI's taxonomy places the organism in Eukaryota, Metazoa, Cnidaria, Anthozoa, Actiniaria, Aiptasiidae. Bases 64 to 429 code for a protein of 121 amino acids. Gene Ontology annotation, biological process: proteolysis. The record is from RefSeq and is a predicted model, not a curated record. Gene Ontology annotation, cellular component: extracellular matrix. The transcript is spliced from 2 exons. Gene Ontology annotation, molecular function: metalloendopeptidase activity; zinc ion binding.
UUAAGGAAGCGUUUGAGAGAUGCAUGGUCAAAGGCGGCACCGAGACUCAAGUUUACAAGAACAAUGGAUCCCAGAAGAGCAAAUUUCAGAUUGAGCUUUGGGUACAGUGAGCACUCCGGUKUCCCUGGGGAGAGGAAGUGCAGUAGUAAUUUUGAUGGAUGGAACGGUGUUCUUGCCCAUGCCUUCGCGCCUCAAGAUGGCCGUGUUCAUUUUGAUGAGAAGGAAUGGUGGUCAGCRUAUGAGAAUCACGGUUUAUUCAAGCAACCCUUACCACAGGUAGCCACCCAUGAGAUCGGCCACGCCCUUGGGCUUAAACACUCUAAUGUUGACGGUGCCGUCAUGUGGCCAAGCUGCUGCUACUCAACCGCUGACUUGAGUAACGACGAUAUCGCUGGCAUCAAAAAGAUCUAUGGUGAGUUGACUAGGUGAACAUCAUCAAAAAACCCCCAUGGGGAGUGAGGUUCGCAAAAUGUGCAUUUUUACUUGUGUUUAGUUUAUGUGGAAGAGAAAAUUUAUCAUUGAU